This is a messenger RNA of Cuscuta campestris, 762 nucleotides long. The record is from the annotation of a GenBank genome assembly. NCBI's taxonomy places the organism in Eukaryota, Viridiplantae, Streptophyta, Magnoliopsida, Solanales, Convolvulaceae.
CCGGAAGUUAACCUAGAAACGGGCUAAUGGCUCAUUAGUGAAAGGAUUGUGUAAGUUCAGGGAUUUUUGUGAAAGGAUUUGAAGUUCAGGUACCACUUCGAAAUUCCAGCUAAAGUUCAGGGUUUUAAUUUUGCGGUGAAGCUUCGAACCAGAGAGACGAAGGAGAGAGACGAGACCAGAAAGACGAAGGAGAGAGACGAGGCACUGAGUUUUUCCAGAUUGGAACUCAAUCUUCUCUUUGACGAGUAAUGGAUCUAAACAGUAGCCACUCUUUCGCCUUAUCAAGAAGAGUUUGUGAUUAUGGUGAAUGGUUAGAGGUGCCUGCUUGUAGGUGUGGGAAAGAGAUGAGUAUUCUUACUUCGUGGACUAAUAAAAAUCCUGGAAGAAGAAUGUGGAAGUGUGAUGGAAAUGGUACUCAGAAAUGUCAUUAUUGGGAAUGGCUUGACCCUCCAAUAUGUGAUCGAGCUAAGAAGAUCAUUCCCGGACUUCUAAAGAAGAGCAAUGCCAAAGACGAAGAAAUAAAGUUCCUAAAGAAGCGUAUCAAAGACAAGAGGAUUGGAGCUUUUCUGUUCGGCUUUGGUGUAGCAAUUGUGCUUAACAUUGCAGUGUUUGUAUUGUUUAUGUGAUCUAAAUUAUGUACUUGUAGUGAAGUGGUGUUUGUAAUGUUUAUGUACGCACAAUUUAUGUAUUUGUUGUGAUGAACUUUGGAAGGCAUGUUCAAUGUGAAAAAAAAUGUCUUUUUAAUAAGAAGGGAUGUUCAAU